Callorhinus ursinus (northern fur seal) is the source of this 1716-nucleotide messenger RNA. RefSeq names its product tetraspanin 18 (gene TSPAN18). The record is from RefSeq and is a predicted model, not a curated record. NCBI's taxonomy places the organism in Eukaryota, Metazoa, Chordata, Mammalia, Carnivora, Otariidae. Gene Ontology annotation, cellular component: plasma membrane.
AAGGAUAUACAAGAGCCCCUCUGGCCGGGAGAUUCUGUGCUGACACGCAAAGAACUGCCCAGGUAGAACACCAUGGAAGGCGACUGUCUGAGCUGCAUGAAGUAUCUGAUGUUUGUUUUCAAUUUCUUCAUAUUUCUGGGUGGGGCCUGCCUGCUGGGCAUCGGCAUCUGGGUCAUGGUGGACCCCACCGGCUUCCGGGAGAUCGUGGCCGCCAACCCCCUGCUUAUCACUGGCGCCUACAUCCUCCUGGCCAUGGGCGGCCUGCUUUUUCUGCUCGGCUUCCUGGGCUGCUGUGGGGCCGUCCGUGAGAACAAGUGUCUGCUGCUGUUUUUCUUCCUGUUCAUCCUCAUCAUCUUCUUGGCAGAGCUCUCGGCAGCCAUCCUGGCCUUCAUCUUCAGGGAGAACCUCACCCGCGAGUUCUUCACCAAGGAGCUCACCAAGCACUAUCAGGGCAACAACGACACCGAUGUCUUCUCUGCCACCUGGAACUCGGUCAUGAUCACAUUUGGCUGCUGUGGCGUCAACGGGCCUGAAGACUUUCGGUUUGCGUCAGUUUUCCGACUGCUGACUCUGGAAAGCGACGAGGUGCCCGAGGCCUGCUGUCGAAGAGAACCACAGACUCGGGACGGGGUCCUGCUGAGCAGGGACGAGUGCCUGCUGGGAAGGGACCUGUUCCUGAACAAGCAGGGCUGUUACACAGUGAUCCUCAACACUUUUGAAACCUACGUCUACCUGGCUGGAGCCCUCGCCAUAGGGGUGCUGGCCAUUGAGCUUUUCGCCAUGAUCUUUGCCAUGUGUCUCUUCCGGGGCAUCCAGUAGAGGGCGUGGCCUGGAGCCUGAAGCCUCACCCACCACCACUGCCCAGCACCCAAAGCCCUCCCCUCCCCCGUGCCUCUGCCCUCUUGGCCCCAGGGGAGGAGGUGAGGUCAUGAUGAGUGGCCAGGAGAAGGGGCAGAGGAAAAUAGCUAUUUUUUUAACAAAACAAAAUGAAGACAAGACUACGGAUGGAUGGACCCCGCCUCGUCUCCAGGUGGGUGCCAUGGGCUCUCUGCAGGGGUCCUGGCGCCUGAACCCCAGGGAGGAGUCUGCACUAGAGACCAAAGGAACCCCAGGACCAGAUUCCUUCCUCGGUUCCACCAGCCUCUGGCAGCCCCAGGCCUGGGCCUUCUCCUCAGCUCCAGGUGCCAAGAAAGUGUGGAUUUAGCCAACAAGGAAGCAAAAGCAACUCUCAGAGGUCGACAAAGCCCCGGGGGGGCCCCAAGGAGACUCAGUCACCAUGUCCUUAAGAACUUGGAACCUAACGUUCAACCUCUGGUCCUCUGAGGAUGGAACUGUCCCUGCCCCAGGCUGGGGCCAAGAGUGGGCUGCAGACACUGGAUCCAAGAAUGGCCUAGCCGGCGGGGUCCUUGCUUCCCUCAUCUGUUGGAUCAAAUAAUCUGGAAAGCCCAGAGAGGGGCAAUGUUUCAUUCACAGUCACACAGCAUAUGCAUGACAAUUCUGAACAAGAACCCAGUCGUCUCUAGGCUGCCUGUCGCUCCUUCCAGGCCUCUGUAUGUCCCAGCAGAUCCGCUGCUCACACCCUUCCCUGGCCUCAGCAUCCUGGCUUCCCCAGGAGAGAGAAAGCAAGCUGGUCAAGAACUUCCCAGCUCCACAGCUAAGAAAAUUCUGGACUGUCCUCCUUGUUCCCUUCCCACCUCCCCACACUUCUUUCUAAGC